Messenger RNA from Dermacentor andersoni, 4756 nucleotides. RefSeq names its product syntaxin-18-like. The record is from RefSeq and is a predicted model, not a curated record. Gene Ontology annotation, cellular component: SNARE complex; endoplasmic reticulum. Gene Ontology annotation, biological process: retrograde vesicle-mediated transport, Golgi to endoplasmic reticulum. NCBI's taxonomy places the organism in Eukaryota, Metazoa, Arthropoda, Arachnida, Ixodida, Ixodidae.
AUCGUCGCUAAGUGACGCAAUUGCUUAAUCACGGUAAAUUCCGUAUACUGUGAAGCGUUCUUAGACGCUAGUAAGUCUUGAGCGUUCUUACUUUAUUCUGCAUGCCUUCCUGUCAUGUCGUCAGAAAGCCUUCGGUCGAUGUCGUUAAACCGAAACUACCUUCCUUUUCUGGCAAUCAACAAAUGCUACGAUAUUGCUUUAAAAUGCGUCUGCGAAUUUUUAAAAAAGUUCCUGACAUUAAUGCAGUGCGCGAACUCAGAUUAAGUUCCAACUCCCAGAGCGCUUUUGUGACUUGCUGGCUAGCGCAUGUUCUUCGAAGCGAGAAGAACAAAAACAGUCGCUCGUACGGGCGCUCCAAAUUUCAGCACGCUAGAUUCCCACGGUCAUGGACAGGACAAAACUUUUCAAGGAAAUUUGCGGACUCUUAGUGCUGCAACGCGGCGAAGAUUGCCGCAGCGAAAGUACGCUUACUGGCGCUCCUGUAAAGCGGUCGUCCCAGGCUUACAAAAUCCUGAGCAGCAUCACGACGAUGAAGGACUUCCUCUUGUCCCGCCGUCGCGAUUAUCUUCUCUGCGCGCUGUCGCCGGAGUCACGCUGCGUCACGGUGGACUGGGAGCGCAGGCGCACGGACCUAAUGGUGGAGCAGUUCGCUCGGAACGUGCGAGCAGCGAUUGACGCCUUGUCCUCCCAGCAAAGUGGUGACGGCCUGCGAAGUCUUCAGGUAUGCGAGCAUCGCAGUAGCAUACGAUCGCUGCUUCUGGAUUACCUGUCGGCGACGUGCCACAUCUACGCCGAGAUGAAGGCCGUUUACGUCAAGCGCGUGUGCGACCGGCAUCGGUGGAGCAGACUGAGCUCGCCGUACCGCCGCCUGGGUCAGAGCAACACCAGCGGCUCGUCGGGUUUUGUACCAGCGCCGUUGCUCAAGGGCCUGCGACAGCUGCACCGCUUGUCGAGCGUAGCCUCCAAGAUGGUGACCGUGGGCAGCUGGUUCCAGUCGUCGGAGGAGAGCGAGAGUCCACGAGAUUCGACGGCACAGCCGGAUUUGAGUUUAACGUACGAAGAGCGUUUGCAGUUCGAGGAGGAGAGCAAGAUCCUCAUCGACCGGCUAAACUGCCCGCGAGAAAUCGUGCGUCACAUCGAGUCGCAGGUGAUCGACAUUGCCUGCCUGCAGAGAGUUCUCACAGGCCACAUUCUGGAACAGGAAGAUAACGUCGAGAGGGUGGCUAUGGCAACCCAACUCGCCAGUGCGAAUGUGACAGCUGCCACGAGGGCGCUGGAAGACAGUGUUGUGCAUCGAACUUCUCUUGGCUGUUGUGCUGCGGUACUAAUAUUUUGGCUCUCACUGCUCUUGCUUUUCCUUCACUGGUUGACACCGUAAUCUGUUGCCUGCAAAAUCGAAGAUAGGGUGUGUCUGUAUCUUCCAGUGACAAAAUCGCUGAAACAAUGUGACAAUAGAAAUUUGCAAAAAUAUUUAGAAAUGAAAUGCAUUUUGUUUGCGUAGCACAAAGCAGAAAAACAAAUAGUGUCGUGACAAAACCGACAACUCUGCUUUUGUUCUAGGGCCUUUUAAUUUUCCCAGCAAACAUUGUAACGAACACAAUUGAAAGCCUGAGAUGGAGAAAAUUGGUCGCUGUGUUACAGGGUAGCUGGUUGGAAUGCAGGAAGAUAUUGUGUCUCUUAUGCAGGCGUCCGUGUUCAUUGUGGCAGCUUCAUCCGUGGUAUGAAUUAAACAUAGUUUGCAGAGCGGCUGUGAACUAUUGAGGGCAGCAGGUGUAUCAUGCUUUUAACUUGAAUAGGCACGAGAAGCACUGCUCAAAACUUUGCAGUGUAAUCUUCCCAGCUGGAAAAGUUCAUGUUGGCUGCAAAUUACAAAAUUCCGCCUCUGUGUUUUGGCAGUUUUAACCCCAUAACAAUACAAUCUAUUUGCUAGAGGCAUAUGUAGGCACACUUAUAAUAUGCACAAGCACAAGAAAUAUGACAGCUACGAUGUUAUUGUUUUCAUGCCUCUACUUUGAUUUCAACUGACAGAAUUGACUGCAGUUAUGUUUGGUGGAGAAGAAAAUGUGUGACUUAUAUUACAGCAGAAAAAGUGUUAAAGUGGUCCAGGCCACUUACUGUCAACACCAUGGUGUCCAGAGUGUUGCACGAAAAGGUUUACGGUUUCGUUUCAGGUUCAGACUUCUUCAUAGUUAUUGGUUUGGCUCAGUUUGGUUCAGGUUCAGCUCCUGAGGUUCAGACCAGCUCAUGACGGUACUAGGUUACGGUACAGGUGACGGUACAGCCUCACCUGCAGAUUAAUGUUUUGUCAUUGAAGAGUUGCAGAGAAAGAUAAAUGGGGUGGGAAAGGCAGAGAGGUUAAUGCAAAAAGAUUAUGGUUUGCUACCCUGCACUGGGGAAAGUGUAAGUGGAAAUGAAAAGUUUCACGUGUGCAAUGGCACCUACACAGUGACCCAAGUUGGCAUCAGAGAGGAUUGAAGAAUGGGACAUACACAGUGGCAUACACCUUGUGACCCAAGUUAAGGUGACCGAAGUUUAUUGAAGAGUGGCACCUCAAUUUGGCACGAAAGAGGUUACUUGAAGAGCGGUAAAUAUCCGAUGUCAGAUACCCAUCAACCCAACUGGGUCUGACGAUUGGUUUCGAACCUGGUUCCCUCAACACGGCAGCCCAGUGUUCUACCAAUUAGACCAUUGACUCACUAGACUGGGGCCCAAGUUAGCAGGAAAACAGUUAAGAGACGUAAAACAAUGGACAGACAGGCAAAUAGACACUGGAAAGUGCAUGAAGUAUCAGAAUGCUAAUUCAUUAAUACAAGUUGAUGUGCCAUACAACAGGCAUAGCAGGACUAGCAUAAUUCAAAGAACUUCGUGGCUUAAACUAGACGAGGACAAAGAACCACAACGACAGGACGGAAAAUGCGUGGGGAAUUUCUUUGAAUUAUGACCCCCCAACUAGCUCAAACCAAGAUCCUGCUCGGCCAGCAUGCAGUGUCGCGUAAAUAGGUCGUAAGGUACACGAACCCGCCACGGUGACCUAGUGGCUUUGGCAAUGGGCUGCUAAGCCCGAGGGCGCGGGAUGAAAUCCUAUUUGCGGCGGCGCCCUCACACUACAGUGCGCCUAAUAAUCAUAUUGUAGUUUUGGCACAUAAAAUCCCAGAAUUCUUUAUUACAUGAAACAUCAAGGUAUUUUGCAUAUUUUAUCCCAUCUUUUCAUAAUUUUACCCUUGCAUUUGCCCUUUCCUCCUUCACUUUCAUAUCCUCCUGGAUUAACCAUUCUGUUGUGCCAUAAAUGGAUUCUUACCCUUUUUAUCAGGGUAGCUUUGAUAUCGUUAUGUUUCCAGAGCUAAGCCAACUUCACGCAUUCUCUUGUGAUUACAAUGUCUGCAACCUUGCCUUUGCUUUUAAUGCAGUCAUUUGCAACAUUAGUUUUUCUUGUCACUGCACACAAUUACUAAUUUCAGCUAAUCCAACGUUUCAGCUGUCGAACGUCAUGUAGCGUUGCUGGCUGUCUUGUACGUUUGAUGGUUCAGUGUCGGUGGCACCUUAAAAUUCAUGUUGUGCAGCCACAAUGGCUGAAUUUGUUAUUCUGCAACAUGGCAUUACUUGGCAAUUUAGAUUGGACCACAUAUCAGCAUCUAUAGCAGAAGUGAUUUUCAUGCAGGAGGCUUGUCCAUUUCAUCAUAGCUCAGGCAGCUCAGAAAUGGGCACUGUUCGGCGAUGCUAAGUCAGCUUUGCAAGUGGUAGAAUGCUUUUUUGGAGAGAGAGAGAGAGAGCCUUGAUGCAUCCUGGUGCUAGAAACUCCAAAGCUUCAUAGCAGUACCCAGUGAAGUGGGCGCAACAUCACAUUUCAAUGGGUGCCUGGUUACUCUGGCAUAGUUAGCAAUGAGCUUGGUGACAGUGAGGCUAGAUCGUCCUACUCUCUUUCCAUAUACACCUGAAGAUUACGCAGAGCCAGGCAUUGUUGCUACUCAGAUUCAUCUUGGCAUUGCUUUCACCCUCUGCUAUGCACAUUUCAUCAGCUAGUCAAAUGACCCUGACUGAUAGCACUGUGAUAUACCUGAAAUGCUGGAAUGCACUUGUGGUUGCUUACUAUAUAUGCCAAAACGACAAAUGAUAGGUAGUUUCCUAGCCAGUGCCAGCAACCACUGGCAGCCAAGCAACCACAGAGGAUGUUGUUAUCAACCCACGGCUUGAGUAUGCAACUUUGAGGCAGACAGUAAAAGCAUUAGUGGAGUGCCUGCUUGCUACAUGACUAGCCGGGCAGCUUUAGUAGGGUCACUGGUGUAAUGUACAUACAUAUGCAUCCCCUGCUUCCCUUCUCACCAUCACUCUUUUCCAGUGAAGAGUAGCAAGCUAGAGGGCACCAGCUCAGGCCGACCUCUCUGUCUGUCCUGUAAAUAAUGUCUCUAUCUGUGCGACAAAAUGUAGUUUGCAUCGUUUUUAUUACACAUGCCAAUGUUUACAAGUCAUUAGCUGAAGUGGGCCUUUUGACCUGAUCACUAGCCAUCCACAGACAGUUUUUCUUUAUUAUUGGACAGAAGUAUGCACAGAAAAACAGACUUCAUGACACAGCUAUUACAAAUAAAUGCAUGUUUUAUUUAAUAUGUAAUAUGCUGGCCUUUAUUUUACACAUAUAGUGUAAUAUCCUGCCAACAGCUCAGAUCAUGUCUUUGUGUCUUCUUAUGUUAGUCGUAGUCCAAAAAAAAAAAGGUUGCAAGAAUUGUGACAUCCGGUUUAAUUAAAAGCUGUCAAAGUUGCA